AUGAAGCAGAUGGAGAACAGAAACAACGUGACGGAGUUUGUUCUCUUGGGGCUCACACAGAACCCCAAAAUGCAGAAAAUCAUAUUUGUUGUCUUCUUGGCCAUCUAUAUCGUCUCUGUGGUGGGAAAUCUGCUCAUUCUGGUGACCAUCACCCACAGCAGAUUGUUGGAUUCCCCUAUGUACUUCUUCCUAGCCCAUCUCUCCUUUAUUGAUGCCUGUUACUCCUCAGUCAAUAACCCUAAAUUGAUUGCUGAUUCACUCCAUGAGAGGAAGCUCAUCUUAUUCGAUGGAUGUAUAACACAAAUCUUUGGGGAACAUUUCUUUGGAGGUGCUGAUGUCAUCCUGCUAACAGUGAUGGCCUAUGACCGCUAUGUGGCCAUCUGCAAGCCCUUGCACUAUGCAACCAUCAUGAACCGAGGACUGUGUAAACUGCUAGUGGGAGUCUCAUGGGCGGGAGGCUUUCUUCAUGGGAUCAUACAGAUCCUCUUCAUUAUUGGUCUACCCUUCUGUGGCCCUAAUGUCAUCAAUCACUUCAUGUGUGAUCUGAACCCUUUGCUUGAUCUUGCCUGCACUGAUACCCACACUCUGGGAAUCUUUGUUGCUGCCAAUAGUGGGUUCAUCUGUCUGUUAAACUUCCUCCUUCUUCUGGGCUCCUAUAUAGUCAUCCUGCGCUCCCUAAGAAACCACAGUGCAGAGGGAAGACAAAAAGCCCUCUCCACAUGUAUCUCCCACAUCACAGCAGUUGUUGUAUUCUUUGUUCCCUGCAUAUUUGUGUACAUGAGACCUGCAACUACAUUACCCAUUGACAAGGCAGUUGCUGUAUUUUACACUAUGAUAACUCCCAUGUUAAACCCAUUAAUCUAUACUUUGAGAAAUGCUGAAAUGAAAAAUACUAUUAGGAAAUUGUUUAGUAUUAAAGUUCAUUCAGAGGACAAGUAA
Molecule: messenger RNA, 939 nt
Organism: Nannospalax galili (Upper Galilee mountains blind mole rat)
Lineage: Eukaryota; Metazoa; Chordata; Mammalia; Rodentia; Spalacidae
Product: olfactory receptor 4C46-like
Exons: 1
Coding region: 1-939 (312 amino acids)
Biological process (GO): G protein-coupled receptor signaling pathway
Cellular component (GO): membrane
Molecular function (GO): G protein-coupled receptor activity; olfactory receptor activity
Source: RefSeq, a predicted model, not a curated record